This is a messenger RNA of Drosophila subpulchrella, 7796 nucleotides long. RefSeq lists its product as uncharacterized. Gene Ontology annotation, biological process: nervous system development. NCBI's taxonomy places the organism in Eukaryota, Metazoa, Arthropoda, Insecta, Diptera, Drosophilidae. Gene Ontology annotation, cellular component: external side of plasma membrane; signaling receptor complex. The coding region runs from base 1558 to 4935 and encodes 1125 amino acids. The record is from RefSeq and is a predicted model, not a curated record. Gene Ontology annotation, molecular function: signaling receptor activity. The transcript has 20 exons.
CGAGCAAUGAACACGCAGCGCGCGGUUAUAAUUUGCAUUUCCAACCAAACGCGGGGAUAACUAAGCCAGGAUAAUCAUAUAUCGUGCGAUCCUUCGAGGGUCGGUGAAAAGGUGAAAGCACUAAAUUCACGAAACAACCCCGUACAAAAAAUAUAUAGUGAUAGUGUGUGAAUAUGAAAGUGUGUGUCACUAUGAGCACUAGCGGGGUCACCGCCCACCAUUUUGACCCCUUCCACGCAGCUUGAACUUGUGGCAAAGCCGCAAAUGCAACGGCUAGUUUGUGAAUUCGCAACGUGCCACGGGCUAAACACUGACACCUCCAUCUCGUUUGGUCCCCCCAAAAAAUCCGUGUCCAUCGUAACCCGUUUUUAGCCAUUACCCCUAACCCGUGUGUAACCCGUUUCGCAUCCGUAUUCCGCGUUCGCGUCGCGGUUCGUUGAGCUGGCAGCCAAAAAUGUCGGUUUAGUUGCGCCAUUGCAGUAUUAUCUUUAUGCACACAGAGAGCCGGGAACUCGGCUUGCAGAUAUUGCAACCCAUAUCCGCGGAACGUGUCGCCAUCACCAUCGCCAUCGCCACACCGCUGGCCAUGUGAACUGUGUAGCAAACAAUUUAAAACUAUAAAACCAAUUAAUAACCAAAGAACGCAAAAACCAAAGGCAAUUGAUGUAAAAGAAGAAAUUUAAUUCAAUCCAUAACUUAACGAUACAUAUCAAUGUUAGUCUGAUUUUCUUUUAAUACUAUUAGAUUACAAAAAUAUCAAUAUACAUAUCAAAAUAUUUAAAGUGCUAAGAUUGAUUAAAGUCAACCGAGUUUAAAGCAUAUCCCAAGGGCAAUUGAGACGAUUUAAAAUUCCGAUAGAGAGAAGCAAGUGAAGCGUUGAAAACAAAAAGCCGGUGGCAAAAUAAAUCUUUAAUUAAAUCGACUGUGCAGAAGGAUGCAAUUUAAUUGAAUGGAUAUAACGAAUCACGCGAGUUUUGCCCCUCGAAAAACACGCACAUCGGUGUGGCGUAAAAUCGCUUUGUCAUGUAAUGUCUUUAUGCCUCUCGGCGGAUCAAGUGCUUAGGCGAUAAGGAAAAGCAGCUGUGUGGCGGCUCCUUUCCGGAUUUAUAUGCAUAAAUGAAAGCACGCAUGCUCCGGCCGUAAGCCAAAGUUGAAGGGGGCCUAGGAUUCCAUCGUACGGCGGAUUAGCUGCAACAUAAAGGCGCAAACACAAAGGUCCUGAAAAAAAAAACGCACGGGGUUUUUGCUCCCAGCAGGAAGCUGGGAUUUGGCGCCCUCCAUGACGUCAACAGUGUGUAAAUGGGCAAGCAAUUAAGCCGUUAACGAUGUGCCCGCUCUCAAAGGCUCCACGCAGGACCUCCAUGACCUCCAGGACCGCCAGGACCUCCCCGAUCCAGAUAGCGAUAGGCAGCCCGAUAGAGUCCUUUACGAGCAUAAGCAAACCAAUGAAAAAUGCAUUCAGCUGCGCUGUGUCCAAUGUCGCUGAUUAAUUCCAAUUGAACAGUAGACAACGUCCUCUGGUAUCUGGAUUUCAUUUGUGCUACAACCAAUGACAACAUGCUGAAACCGUUGGCCGUGAUUAUUGGAAUUUUUUAUUUAGGUUCCACCAUUAAGGGCGUCGUGGCCAUACUGAAUUGUAUCCUGGCACGUCAGCUAUGUUUCGAGGAUCCCUCAUGUUCGGCCAUAUUGGAAAUAAUACCGCGCGUCUGCGGGCCCAUACCAGUGUCCUGCAGCACGGUGACGGUGACCAAGUGCCAGGCGGCCCUUCGCACCCUGCAGGCCUUCCAGUUCUUCCGGCCCACCUGCCUGUGCAAGGAGCCCGGAAUGGAUCCCGACUGCAAUCACUUUCGGGACUUUCUCUUCGAUCAUCCGUGCGGAUUUGUGUUAAAGAAAGCCGAGAAGGAUCCUUAUCCCAUUGAUGCACUACCAACUUGCAACCAUGCGCUUUCCGUCUGCCAACAGGAACGCAAAUGCCUGAAGCUCUUCGAGGACUUUAAAACGCAUUGCAAAGUGCGCGACAACAAGUGCAAAAUGGAAAACAGGGACGCCUGUCACGAUUCCUGGACCAACCUGCGGCUGUCGCCCAUGUUCGGAUGCAUCUGCCCGAACAACCAUAUGAAAAAGCGCUGUGAUCGUAUCUUUAAUAUUGUUAAUCACAAUCCGUGUGUGGAUAGACUAAUAUUUUUCCCCAACGGUCUGCCCAAAUUGAAGCAACAGAGACCAAAGGCAAAGCCGCGGCCCAAACCGAAACCCAAAGCGAAACCGAAACCCAAGCCGAGGCAAAAGCACCAUGGCAUCAAUGGCACGGAGCUCAUGACCAACAAUAUCGAGUACCAUGAUGAGCCCAACGGACUGAACGAUCCGGAGGACGAGGCCAAUGAGACGGAGGACGAGGAUCCCGAUGGGGAUGGUAAUGGUACUGGGGAUAAUGAUGAUGAUGAUGAUGAUGACGACGAGGAGGAGGACGACGAUUAUGAUGACCGCAUACGAGCCGAGAUUUAUUCGAAUUACCCGCACUACCUCCAUCCGCCGUCGUGGGGUAUUAACAAUCCCCUGGUCCUCGCCUCGCACAGUCCGCACACUCUGGACGACGACGACGACGUGGUGGUGGAGGUGGUGACCAACAGGAAGCCACCGUCGUCCAACCACCACCACAACGAUGAGCUGGAGCACGACGUGGUCGUGGUGGUGGAUGCCGGACCCCACUCCCACUCGCAUCCGCAUCAGCACACCUACUAUAGCCACGGCGAUCAGAGCUCCACGACAGGAUCUGGACCACCGGGCCCGGCACCCACGAUUCCCAGCCCACCUAACACUGGCACCAAAAUGCACAAAACAGCACCACUCGGCGAUUUAGUUGCCGGCAGCGAUAUAACCCACCGCACCUACACAGGACCCUCGAUGGAGGAACGAGGUGGUCAGGAUGUCGAAGUUGACCUCUCAACGGAAAUAAUCAAGCAACACUUUCAGAGUACCUGUCACACGGCAUUGGACACUUGCCGGGAAGAUCCGUCCUGCUCAUCGUCCCUCCAGCCCAUGCUGACGCACUGUGAGCUGCACCGGUGCAAUCGCAACGCGUGCAUGUCCUCGUUGCAGGCCUUCUACAAGGGGCCCCACGAGGACCUCAAUCUGGACAUCGCCUUUUGUCUCUGCAAAAAAACAAGCGGCGGCCAGCAGAACGGCAAUGGCAAUCGGCACGACAUGUGCAUGAUUGCACAGGAAAAACUGCAUCCAGUGUGCGCGCAGCGACCGCCCGAUAACAGUAAUCCGGCCAGCUCCAAUGGCAUUUACUACCAUCCGCCGCCCGCCUGUCACGUGGUCGCCGACAGCUGCAAGGAGGACCGCGAGUGCAGAUUAAAGUUGGAAUAUUACGAGCAGGCCUGUGCAGUGGAUAGCGUGACCAAAAAAUGUGCCGGGAGACCAAGUGGCUGUCGAACGGCCAUGAUUGGCAUUCUGGGCACCAUGUUGAGGACGACCUGUGCCUGCCAAGGAACGGAUCCCCAGCACCUGUACCAGUGCGUGGGAUGGCGACGCCUCCUGUGGAUGAAUCCGUGUGUGGUUGAGGCUCAAAAGGAUUUCCAUAUGAAGCGAUUGGCUGAGCUCGGUUUCCUUACCACCACAACAACGACGACCACCACGACGACAACAACAACGACGACGACGACCACGCGGGCACCACCGCCCCCACCUCCGCCCACCACAACAACAACGACGACGACCAGUCUGCAGCCGCGGCAAACGCCAAGGAAGCCGGCGACGCACAUCUUCAAGGACGUCAGUGCGCCAAAAGAGAAAUCAGAGCCAACAUCGGUGGAACACAAUUAUCUCGAUCCGCCCGAUUCAAUACCGCUGCCCAGCGUAAAUGUCGAGAGCGGCGGAAAUGGCGGAAAUGACGAUUAUCACAAUGGCAACGGCAAUGGACACGGAAAUGGAAAUGGCAAUGCUAACGGGAACGGCAAUGGCAAUGGCAACGGCAGACGUAAAAAUGGCGGAAAGGGACGUGGCGGCAGUGUAGAUUUCGAUGAUCCAGUAAUUUUCGUCGACCCAAGGGAAACAACUGAAUUUGUGGGCAUCAGCAUCACGGAGCCGGUAACCACAACAACCACAACAAUGGCCACCACGACAACAACUCAGCCGCCAAGAAACUGUGUUGUCCAGCGACCACGUCAAUCGGAUCAACUUAUUCGUGAGGGCAGCAGCAAACGGAUCUACUCCUUGGACGACGUCGAGUGCAGUGAGCUGUGCAGCUGCGGCGAGUCGCUCAUCCUCACCUGCCACGCCCUCUGCGUGCCGUUCGCCCCCUGCCGCACCGCCCUGGCCUUCUACAGCCACGCCUCCCCCGCCUACCAGGCCUUCCGCGGACGCUGUCUGUGCUACUCGGGCCGCUUCAUCUGCAUGAAGCCGCCGCUCGGGGAGUACAUUCUGCCAGGUGGGAUAUUCCUGCUGCUGGGCUACAGUGCAGCGGAUGAGGCGCUGCUCAGGCCCCACACCAACCUGGGGGUCCAGGAUGCCGUGCGAGCCCUGCAGCAGUACGUAACCACAUACAUCGAUAAUCAGACGCAGUGCACCCUCACGCUGUUCAACAUGACCGAGGAGAACAUCAUCAUUGCUGCGCGUCUGCCGCACGACGGAAAACUGAAGGAUAUUGAGCUGCUGCGUAAGGAGAAGGACGAGUGCACCGCGAUACUGAAGACCAUCAGUCAUCAAAUCAAUAGCGAGCACAGCGAGCUGCAAUCCCACCGACUGCUGAGCAUUUUCAAAAUGUCCGAAGUCGAGGUCGUCUGGCCGGAGAGCACCAGUGCGGCGGCGAGGAGUGGACAUGGUCCUGGCCAGUUAGCCGGAUGCCAGAGCCGCCGGCUGCUCUUCGCGGCCAUGCUGGCCGUGGCCUAUCUUUCCAGCUGGACAACGCUGCGGAUGAGCGAUGUGGCGACAUGACAGCCGCAUAGCUGAAGGAUUAGAGCCAGGACAAUUGCAUAACUGUACGUAGUAGAUACUUGUAGGGGGACUAUCAUCAUCAUCAUCAUCGUUAUCAACAGUGGUGGGAAACGGCGACGGGCGAGCUGCCAUGAUAUGUGGAACGAUAGCGAUAACUAUAAACUAUAAAGAUAUGGUGCAUACUCUUAAUAUAGCGUAUUCAUAAUGUGUUGUAUACAUCUAGGGGCUAGUUCUGUGUUUAGCUGCGAUUUUUGUGAAGCUUUGUUGUUGACCCUUGACGAUGUUGCUGUCUCUUUUGAUACGUACAUAUAUGUGAGGCAUUAUGGGAUAUACAAAAACAUAUAGAACAUACAUAAACAUACGCCUAGAACUCAUCUAGAUUAAUCUAUAAUUUAAUGUGAAAGGAAACUGCUGUCUACAUAAUAAUAUUGUUAGCAUAUAACAGAGGCAAACUCGAGAGUUGGAUUUGAUGAGGCGUGUAUAUAGAAGGCAUAUGCAUUAAGUACUAUCCGUAGCUAGUGUUUUAUACGGUAUAAACAAUACACACAACUCCUGUCCGUCCGUCCGAUAGUCAUUAUCGCACCCAAACACACAACAAUUAACGUAACAAUUGCAUGGCUCUUAUUGUUUGCUCUUUAAGCUCUAUAAAGUUCUUGGCCGCCUCAAUUAAAAAGAAUUAUUAACCGCCUUAACAGUGUUUACUUUGUUCCAGGCAGCGAGUGCCUCUUCUGGAUAUGCCAGUUCUCUUUUGAUUUUUAAUUACAUUUUAAUGCGGCCUGGCCUUCGCCUUUUUCACUCUGCCGGGAAAACAAACAAUAUUCAGGCGUGUGCGAAUGAACUCAUUUAACACUCGCUGUCGCAGUCGCAAUCACAUUCACAUUCGAAUUUGCGGAUGAGCGUGCAAAACGUUAUUUUUAAUUUAUUUCAUAGUUUUCCGUUUCGUUUGGAGGCGCGAAAACAAUUACGGUUUCAUUAUCAAUUAUGCGUUCUGCAUUUCGAUUGUUGCCACAAUUUCACCGGGCCGAGAGCCAUGACCUCGCCUCGUUUCAACAGGUUUCAUUGCUUACCCCUAUCCCAUAAUCCUGAAUACUGAAUCCACAAUCCCGAUUACCAUUUCAGUUCGCUGUACAUACUCUUACCACUUUAAAGUCUAUUUACGUAAUUAAAUACUAACAGUACAUAUCAAUAUGAACACCUAAACGAGUUUUACACAGUAACAAAAUUCUUACAAUGUCCCUCGAUUGCUCGAAUCUUUUGUACAUAGUUAUACCGAAAACUAUACAUAAUAUUUACAACGAUAUACAAGAGGAAAACACAUGCCUAAGUCUAUGGGAACUUGAUUCACGUUAAACAGCUAAGAUGAAUUGUAUAUUGAACGAAACUUCAGUUGAGCCUUAAAUAAUGAGUGUAAGAGCGAGGAAAAUAGCUAUUGUACAUAAAAGAAGCAACAACCUGAGUGAAUGGAAACUCCUUAACAAAUAAUUGAGUGUUUGACACAUGAACACACGCUACUCACGCACCACUCACUUUAAGUCUAAGCUUGACCAUUUGAACCGAAACUUGUAGCAGUGUGUAACGUGCGCAUAUUGAAAAUGGUCACAAUCAUGAAAAAAUGUCUUCCUUAAUGCAUAUACUCGGCGAUAUGUAUUAUGUUUAUACACAUAAAUAUAUACUAAAUACCUAUACCUAUACGAUACUUGGCCUACGCUUCAGUUAGUCGAAAGAUAAUGUAAUAUAGACACCAAGGGCUAAAAACCAUAUCGCUAUCGAAUAUCCCUGCAAAUUAUAACACUGUUGACACAAAUUAAAACUAACCGCAACAUAUCUAAGUCAAAUAUACCCCUAAUUAAAUAAAUAUAUAUUGAUAAAUAUACAUAUGCAUAAAGUUAUAAACGUUAGAGAGCAUUGAAAACUACUUUAAUAGUCUCUAGAGAAAGCAACGCUUUAACCCAAAACUAUAUAGGCAGCAACAGCAGAGGAGUGUAAAGUUUAUUGGAAACCUGCUUGGGAAAUCUUCUAGCUAAAUAUUAGACGAAUUUAAGGCUAUCCAAAACCAACUUAUCGAACCGAUGGAGGAGCUCGUAGGUCCCAAGAAAAAGGGCAAAUUAGUAGAAUUGUUGGGGCAUUGGAUUUCAGUUCAUUUGCUAUCCUAUCCAUAUCGUUUGAUGGCCAACGAGGGCAGCAACUAAGUCGUUAUAGUUUCGGAGCAUAUCAGUAUACCAGUCGAGGCAGGUCGAGUGUAUUGUUUCAUCUCAUCCCCUCACUUAUAGGGUGCGGACAAAGCGUAGCUACAAUGUAAAGUACCGUUAAAGUAAAAUGAUAAAUGAAAAGAAAAGCAACAUGCAAAAUGAAAAAUGAAAAACAAGAUGGAAAUGAAGAAAAUUACAAAAUAGUCGCAUUAAUGUAAAAAGCAAAUAAAAUGCAAGAGGAAAACUAGCACUCAAAUAGCAAUCUGUAGCAUGGAUACGUAUAAAUUCGAGGAUAGCAAAUCAGAAAGGCAUCGUAAUAAACGUAAAACAGAGGAGAUACUUUGAAAAUUAUGCAUGAGGAAUACGAGAGCCACACUUCGAGUUUAAAGCUGUAAGUUGAAACCUAAAAAGUAAAUGAUAUAUAUAUAUAUAUACGAUAUGUUAGGAAGGCAUACGAGUGUGUGUUUGUAAGUAAGUGGGCUUUAUGUUAGCGUAUACAACCGAAUUGAGGUACAUGGAUAAAGAUAAAUCUAAAAAUAAAUAAUAAAAUAAUGCAAAGCGAAUGGAAAGCAAGCGAUACGUCGUGGCAUAUUUGUAUUAAAAACAAUGUAAGUGAAACAACAAGAACAAGGAGCAGAAAAAUAAAGAAAAACACAAAAUAUAGAAAUUAAA